GGCACGUACCCCAGACACAGGGCAAAGUGCAUCUGUAUGUAUGUAUGUAUGUAUGUAUUGUAGCUGUACGUGAUAAGUACCUCCUGACACAGACAAUUUUGCUUCGUUUAAAGAUAUUCCAAACCCGAAGUAGGCCGCAAGGUAAAAAACCUUUUCUGUGCCUGCAGUUGCAGGGACGGGGAGGAAGAUUGAAAAAAGUGUAGUCGCAUCAGCGACGUGGCGUACUCUUCCAUUGAGCACGAAAAUGCUGCAGUUGCAGGUCUCCUCUGAAGACCGCAGCUACGAUCGGUUGAAGCUGUCGGUGACGGUGGUGGUCGUCGUCUUAUCGUCGGGCUGCAUACAAUUGACAGCACCAGAAGCUGACCAUGUUGGUGUAAAAUAAAGGCGUACUUCUAAACACGACACAAAAUUCGGUAGUAUUUGCAUUUCACAGCCUCAAGACAUCUAUGCGCAACGACUAGGUAUACCCGGCCAGAGUGUGCUGACCGAGCAAACGAAAACUCGGUUUCAAAAAUUUGGAUUUCGGAUUUCUGUUGCAGAAAAAGAACACAGUGUCGGUGGAUGGUUGUGCGAGUAAUCGUAGAGUCUUGAUAGUCCCAUCAGAAGUGUGGAGUCCUGCAUGAAACGAAAGGCCAUCGUUCUUCCGGGGCAGUCAUCGAUACCAAACAACAUACGUGGCUGUGAUGAUCCGCAAUGCUAUAUCAAGCGUAAUUUGCUGCGCUAUCAAGAUCAAGCAUGGUUGAUACGGUUUAAAGAUAAGAAAUUAUCCUCCGUCCGAACUGCUGCAGUGGUUUUCCUUUGAAGUUGUAACAGCCUACAGCCUCUGCGUCCACCUCUAGGGGGCAAAGUAGACCCGCCGCUCAAGAAUAAUAAACAACCAAGGAACCUAGUAGUACUUCUAAACCGACUAGAAACCAAUACUUUUACUGCUAUCGUCCCUAAGUAAAACAAGAAGAACCGGCACUACAACGAAGACGAACUCAGUAGAAAAUUAACUUUUACAAACUUUUUCUUGUUCUCUUUCUACAAUUUCAUCAAUACAACACGACCGACCCUGUUCCUGAAGUAGAGGAUCCGCGAACAAAGAGGGACAAAAAAAACGAAAUUUCUUUUUCCGGAAGAACAGGGAACAGCAACUUUUCGCAAGAAUAAAAUAUCAAGCGACAUCAAGAAUGACGCGGUCCUCUGCCUCGACCUGUCCUCGCCGCGGGCUGCGGAGGCUCGGUGCGCCGGCUGGUUUGCUUCUCGGCACCAGCAGCCAGACGGAGGUCGGGUGGAGUUUCUGUGAGGCCGUUUCGUUUGGUAAGAAGAAAGUGCAGGUCGGUGCUGGGAGCAGCACGAACCGCGCGGGCUCGGGCUCUCCCGCCGAGGGGCGCAGGGCUUCCACACAUAACGCCGAUUCCCCGCCACCGGGUCCGCGUCCGCGUGCCGUGGACAACUGGGCCUUCGAUUCUCCGCCACAGAAGGCCGCCGCGCGUCCAAAUUCACCGCCUCCCGGACCCAGGGGAGCAGCUGGUAUUGGCGAUCUUUCACCGGGCUCUCCGCCUCCCGGCCCACGCGCCGCAGCAAGAAGUGCCUUUACCCCGCCUGCCUCAACGCAAGGAGCACGAGUGCCCGUCACUAGUGGCGGAGGGCGCGGUCGGCAGCGGCAGCGCGGCCUCCUCACAGAAGGUGGUUUUCCAAAUGAGUUAGGUAUCCAAAUGGAAAAACUAGAAAAAACGCACGCCCAUUGGCGAGCCAACAUUGGUAUACUUAUGCAUGAGAAGUAGUUCAUAAAUAUUUGACUUCUACCACCCGCAUACGCAUUGUAUCAUGUUAUGCUUAUGGCCAUCAGAGUACACAAUUGCCUCCACCUCUAGCACUAGAUGGUAGCCAUUUAUUGCUGUUACUACUGUGCACGACCUUGCCUGGCCCUGGAAAGAGGGCGACAGCCUUUUUUGUGUGGCGUUACUUCUGAUGUGUGAAAUAUAGAAUCUUGAGGGUGGCUGCAGUACAGAGAAGGCAGUUUUUUCUAUUUUAGAUCUAGCGUUGGCAGAAAUUCUUUCUCUAAUGCGUGAGCAAAGGCGUGAAUGUGAACUACAGAAGGCGUCUGCAGAUUACAGAAAAAACGAUAUAGCUGAUCUAGGUGGGUGCGUUUGAGUUCAGCAUAUCGGACACGGGAUCUCUUGACGAGGAUGAAUUUUACAGGACCCAGAUGUACAAAUCGAAAAUUUGUCAAUGUCGGCAAUUAGAUUUAGAUGCUAUUGCCAUGCAUGAUCUUUUUCGUGGCUCAUUCAUUUUGUCGCAGGUUGCCUGACAGACCACACCCACGGCCGCCGUGGCAAUUGUAAGCGUUUUCUCUGUUUAUAUAUUUCGAAAGCUAAUAUGUGUUGCCGCCUGGGUAAUAUCUCUGUAAGUGUAUAGAAGUACGAGAACCACGCGGCCUCUCUGUGGGGGAUGAGCCUAUGCCCUUGCGGAGAUGAGGGUGGGCAUAUGUAUUGGAUCUACAUCAAAACCACCCUCGCUCUGCUUUACGCAGCUACCCUGCCGGCCCAGCUCAACUCCAGAGAGGUUUCUUGGAUGUUGCUGCUGCUGCUGCUGCAAAGCGGCAGCGCGGGUGGUGGUCGGCCGUAUUUCAUGCAAAAGCUUUAUUGGUGCUGACAUUUGCCUUUGUGGUGCAUAACAUUUAUAACAUCGCCGGGGAUGAUACCCAACACAGCCGCAUGCGCCUUGUCUACAACCUACGCUGCGUAUGAAUCAUCCCAGCAGCACGCAUCAAGGGCACAUCAAAGAGUCUGAAGUACGCCCGCAAGUUAGAGUUUGCUUGGAUAAACAAAAAGCGCCUGCACUCGCAAACCGUUUUUGUUGCCUGUAAAGUGCAUCGGCCGCGAAGGGUGUCAACAAACGUAGCGAUAGGCAUUCGAGCACUUCUUGUUAUACUCUCUUUGCCCUAACACUUAUCCAUUACAGUUCCUGCUCUUCCUCAAUGAUUAUAUGCAUUUGAUACAACGGAAUCGUCCGUGCAGAACUCAAAGUACGAAAUUUCUAUGAUCUGGAGCCGCCGAGGCCGAGAAAAUAGAAGUAUUAGAUGCGCGUGCAAAUAAAGCCGAAGGCGAUUGAUGUGCCUUUUCUUCAGCUCCGCUGAAGAAAUUGUCUAUUAGCUGGUAAUGGGUACUCUGGGAUGUUGUUUUUUUCCAAGCGAUGCCAAACUUAUUUUGCGAAUGCGAACGCGUACGCUUUUGGGCAAUUGGAUUUGGAACCCUACCUCAGAGAUCAUAACUUCGCCCCGCCUGAUUUUGAACCGGACGCCGUCCGAAUCCAAAUCGCGAACGUUCGCGCAUUGCAGAGUGCCGGAAGAAACCUCGGAGUGCAGGAAGAAACCCCGGGGGAGCAUCGAGAGGAAGAAACCUUGGAACAACAGCAGCAAACGCGCGAGCGAGGACUCGAGAGGGACUACGUAGUGCUGCGCGAUCUCUACACCGCCUUCACUACUUGGUUUCCGUCGAUUGACACGCGUACGUGGCGGGACCAGACAGUUCUGUAACCCAUGCGACAAGGUGUGUGUUCCUUAACGCUGUACCAACUGGCGCAGAAUAGAAUGUUGGCCAAUUGUUGACGAUAUUGGGACGGACAGGGUUUUUGAAAAAGCAGCGCUCCCUUUCGAGAGCACGCGCGGGCAUUGCGGGAGCCAGAGCUCGUUUUGGCAUUGCAAAUUAGGCCCACCGUUGUGCCCCGCAGCGCACUCCCAUGGUUCCCCGCGAUAGAGCUCGCCUUGGUGUGGCACCAAAACAAGCUACGCCCAUACGGCGGCACAGCUCUGGAGAGAGCUUUGAGUGGCCUGGUGUGGGUUUUGGAAUGAAGAUCGUCAAGUUGGAAUUGCGGUCAGCG
Molecule: messenger RNA, 3867 nt
Organism: Amoebophrya sp. A120
Lineage: Eukaryota; Dinophyceae; Syndiniales; Amoebophryaceae
Source: the annotation of a GenBank genome assembly